AUGACGGAGAAGAGUAAAAUCCUAGUUGUGGGAGGAACAGGAUACAUCGGAAAAUUCAUAGUUAAGGCAAGUGCAGAAGCAGGACAUCCCACCUUUGUUUUAGUAAGAGAAAGCACAGUUUCUCAUCCUGAAAAGUCUAAACUUAUUGACUCCUUCAAGAGUUCUGGAGUUACUCUGCUUUAUGGUGAUCUGAAUGAUCAUGAAAGCCUUGUUAAGGCAGUAAAGGAAGUUGAUGUUGUAAUAUCCACACUUGGUGGACAGCAGAUAGAUGAUCAACUCAAGCUCAUAACAGCAAUAAAAGAAGCUGGUAACAUCAAGAGGUUCCUCCCAUCGGAGUUUGGGCUUGAUGUGGACCAUCACAAUGCAGUUGAGCCAGCAGCCAGCUUUCUGAAUAAAAAAGUGAAUAUCCGAAGAACAAUUGAAGCUGAAGGAAUCCCCUACACUUACGUUUGUUCAUAUGCCUUUUCUGGUUACUUCUUGUCUACAUUCGGACAACAAAAUGUCACAGCCCCUCCUCGGGAUAAGGUUGUCAUUCUAGGAAAUGGAAAUGUCAAUGCUAUUUUUGUGUCGGAGGAAGAUGUUGGGACUUAUACCAUCAAAGCAGUGGACGACCCAAGAACCUUGAACAAAACUCUCUACCUUAGACCCCCUUCCAAUAUUUUGAGCUUCAACCAGCUCGUCUCCUUGUGGGAGGAAAAGAUUAAGACAACGCUUGAGAAAAUCUACAUUCCAGAAGAUCAACUUCUUAAGAACAUCCAGGAGUCUUCCUUCCCUACCAAUUUCAUUUUAGCAUUAUCCCAUGCAAUGUUGGUAAGGGAAGUUAGUACGACCAAUGACCCUUCUUCCGGUGUGGAAGGUUCUGAAAUUUAUCCUGAGGUCAAAUACACUUCUGUGGACAAUUAUUUGGAUGCGUUUGUCUGA
Messenger RNA from Sphenostylis stenocarpa, 921 nucleotides. Lineage: Eukaryota; Viridiplantae; Streptophyta; Magnoliopsida; Fabales; Fabaceae. The record is from the annotation of a GenBank genome assembly.